This is a messenger RNA of Linum tenue, 699 nucleotides long. The record is from the annotation of a GenBank genome assembly. Lineage: Eukaryota; Viridiplantae; Streptophyta; Magnoliopsida; Malpighiales; Linaceae.
AUGAGACCAACCACAAGCCACAGUUUCCAGCACGACGCUCAUCACCAUAAUUACAAUCAGGAAGCGACGAGGAGAUCGAGCGCCGUUAAUUGCCCUCCGCCGUUGAAAGUCAACAAGGACUCCCGCGCCAUCAUCAAGACGUCAUCCUCCGCCUCCUCCCUCGCCGUCGCCGGCUCCGCCAAACCGCCGCCGCAGCGCCACCCGGUCAUAAUAUACACCCAUUCCCCCAAAGUCAUCCACACCCACCCCAGGGAUUUCAUGGCCUUGGUCCAGAAGCUCACCGGCCUCUCCCGCUCCGACCAAGACCCUGCCGCCGACCCUUCUCCCUCGUCCUCUCAGGGGGAGAAUCACAAUAUUAUUAAUAAUAGCAACAACAAGAUCGGCGGCGGGGGCGAGAACGAGGAUAACGAAUCUUCGUCGGUGAUUACGGAGGAGAACUGCGGCGACGGACAGCAGGCGAAUUCCUCGUCGAAUACCUUUGUGCCUUCUUCGAUUUUCGAAUCUCCGCCGCCGAACCCCUACCACCAGCUGACGACGAACAUGCCGGUGUUUCCCCCGUCAGGCUCGGCCGGCGAUCGUCAUCUCUAUUGUGGGACCCCCAAUCCGGCGCCGUUCUUUAACUACACGGAUCCUUUGUUUUUCGGGACGCCCAGUUUCAGGAACUUGGACGCCAUUAAUGAUCACUUUCGUGACUUCUGA